Sphaeroforma arctica JP610 is the source of this 874-nucleotide messenger RNA. RefSeq lists its product as hypothetical. Gene Ontology annotation, cellular component: nucleus; chromatin. The transcript has 3 exons. NCBI's taxonomy places the organism in Eukaryota, Ichthyosporea, Ichthyophonida. Bases 147 to 665 code for a protein of 172 amino acids. The record is from RefSeq and is a predicted model, not a curated record. Gene Ontology annotation, molecular function: transcription coregulator activity. Gene Ontology annotation, biological process: positive regulation of transcription by RNA polymerase II.
AGAACAAAACAUAUACAUAUACAUCAUGAUGCAAACGAAUCAGUAGAACAAAACAUAUACAUAUACAUACAUACACGUACACUAUACACUUAAAUACUACACAUAUAUAUAAUACGACGGUAACAUAUUUUCAUUUAGUAGUAAUCAUGUCCAUCGCAGCACUUUCACACAAACGGGCUUUUGACUGGGAUCAGUCCAGGGAAAACCAUGCCUAUUCGCCGUGCAGAAUAGAGAAGAAGGUAAAGCUUUCGGGCGAUCAGACGGCAAAUAGUUAUAAUAACAACAGGGUCAAUAACGAGUACAGUCCCAGCGAUACAUGCUUUAAAACACAGAGCCCUCAAGUCAAUGUGGAAAGGAUACACGGAAAACAUACAAAGAACAGAAGAUUACGGCACGCUGGUUCAGACAACAUAUCGGAGCUAGCGACAGAGACGUCUCAGAGACGACCCACAUCGCCCAGAUCAAGUAAUGAAGUAAUGUAUACGAUCGACCAAGUUAAAAGCAUUGUUUCGAAGGCUCUGGAAGAACGUGAGGUACAACUGCGAGCGCAAUACGACAACAUCCUUCAAGAAAAACUGCUCGAGCAAUUCAACGAGUUCUCGCGAUUCAACCAGGAUAACAUACACAAGAUAUUGUCGGAGUCGACCUAUUCAUACAUGUGCUAGAUUGCACCACCUCCAGAAGUAUCACUUCAGUUGAUAAAUACUCCCUGAAGAUAAAAUGGGCGAGGUAUUGAAUCCGUGUCCUCAUACGUUGCCUCUGCUUCCCAAGACUCAAAAAAAUGCAAACGCAGUAGACUAUUAAUCCUGCACUUGCGAGAAAAAUAAAUAGUUUCGGUAUUUUCAGCCUGAGCCUUAAGCCGUGCGCCUUCUUC